UCUUCGCCAGAGCUGUACAAAGACAAAGGGAUAGGUAUCUUCUCCAAUGUUUCUUCAGCCCUUAGAACAGCCCGUGGCAUUUAGCAGAUUCUCAAUAAAUGUGUCCAGUGAAGAAACGAAUGAGUGCUAAGAUCUAAGAUUGCGGGCUGGGUUACCCUGAGCUGGCAGAGGCUUUUCCUGGUUGCUAGAGGAUGGGACAGGGAUUCCAGAGUGUGGGGAGUGCCCACCUGGGGCUCCGUAGCCUCUCAGGCCUCGGAGGCGGCGCUUAAGGAACUACGUAUCCCAUAGAGCUCUGGGCGAAAAGGGAUCGCGGGUGCUGCCGGGAAGAGUAACGAGCGAGAAGCCAGGUCUGGUGCUGCAAGGAUGGCCGCUCAGCGAGUAUUCCCACUUUCCUGUGUGGUACAGCAGUAUGCCUGGGGGAAGAUGGGUUCCAACAGUGAAGUGGCUCGGCUGCUGGCCAGCAGUGACCCACUGGCCCGAAUCUCAGAGGACCAGCCAUAUGCAGAGCUGUGGAUGGGGACCCACCCCCGGGGAGAUGCCAAAAUUCUUGACAAUCGCAUUUCACAGAAGACCUUAGGCCAGUGGAUCACUGAGAACCAGGACUGCUUGGGUGCAAAGGUCAAGGACACCUUUAAUGGCAAGUUGCCCUUCCUCUUCAAAGUGCUCUCAGUUGGAACAGCCCUCUCCAUCCAGGCACACCCUGACAAGGAACUGGCAGAGAAGCUGCACCUCCAGGCUCCACAGCACUACCCUGAUGCCAACCAUAAGCCAGAAAUGGCCAUUGCACUCACUUCCUUUCAGGGCUUAUGUGGUUUCCGGCCAGUUGAGGAAAUUGUGACCUUUCUGACAAAGGUGCCAGAGUUCCAGUUCCUAAUCGGAGAUAAUGCAACAACACAGCUGAAGCAGAGUCUGAGCCAGAACUCCCAGGCCAUGGCCUCUGCUCUGCAGAGUUGUUUCUCCCACCUAAUGAAGAAUGAGAAGAAGGUGGUGGUGGAACAGCUCAACCUGUUGGUGAAGCGGAUCACCCAGCAAGUGGCUGCUGGGAACAAUGUGGAAGAUAUCUGUGGGGAGCUUUUGCUGCAGCUGCACCAGCAGUAUCCAGGUGAUAUCGGAUGCUUUGCCAUAUACUUCUUGAACCUGCUUAACCUGAAGCCGGGGGAAGCCAUGUUUUUGGAGGCCAAUGUACCCCAUGCCUAUCUGAAAGGAGACUGUGUGGAAUGCAUGGCGUGUUCAGAUAACACAGUACGUGCUGGCCUGACACCCAAGUUUAUUGAUGUGCCAACUCUGUGUGAUAUGCUCAGCUAUACUCCCAGCCCCAGCAAGGACAGGCUCUUUACUCCAACACGGAGUCAGGAAGACCCCUACCUUUCUCUCUAUGACCCCCCUGUACCAGACUUCACAGUUAUGAAGAUAGAGGUCCCUGGCUCGGUCACUGAGUACAAGGUCUUGGCAGUGGACUCCGCCAGCAUUCUCCUGAUGGUGCAGGGCACAGUGACAGCCAGCACUCCCACAGCCCAGGCAGUAAUCCCCCUGCAACGUGGUGGGGUACUCUUCAUUGGGGCCAAUGAGAGUGUUUCACUGAAGCUCACUGUGCCUGAGGACCUGCUGCUAUUCCGUGCCUGCUGUCUGCUGUAGAGGCUACAGCCAUCCUGGCUCUCCUUCCUAGUCACCCUAAAUCUUGGCCAGCCUUACCUCCUUAGGCCCAGCCCAAACUCCUUCCCCGCUCUAAACUCUUGAGGCAGUGGCUCCUGUGCAGGCCUAGGCUGAACCAUCUUCCUGGGGAGAGGGACUUAUGUGAGGACUAAGGGCCAACACUCCACUUGCAUUCUCACCGUACCUGAGCCAGACUCAAUGCAGAAGAGCAGCUGUUUUCACUGUAGUAUUAGGCUGGUGAAAUCUAUGAUUAGCGUCAGCAUCAGUUACAGCAAAAGGGUAGGUAGCCAAUUUCUUUAUUGAUUUUAGAGAGAAACAUUGAUUUGUUGUUCCAUUCAUGUAUGCAUUUAGUGGUUGAUUCUUGUGUGUAUCCUGACCAGUGAUCAAAAUUGCAACCUUGGUGUAGCAGGAUAAUGCUCUAACCAACUGAGAUAACCUGGCCAGGACCUUAGGUAACUAAUUUCUAAGAACAGGGUUCUUGCCUUAGGACUGCCCAUUUCCUCAGCAGCUGAGAAGUGAAAGGGUAGGCAUGUGGUCCAGUGUUCCCCCUUGUCACCCUCCUGCUUUGUCAAAGCAAUUGAAGAUCACUUGUGUUGAGCCUAUGGGGUAAGAGACACUGAGCCUUUUGGCAGCCCAGUCCCUGAAGUGGGUAGGCUGAACUCGAGAGCCUUUUAUAGGAAGGUCUAAGACUGUUGGUCAGAAUCUUCAGUGGCAAAACAGAGAGCUGUAUAACCUCCUGAAGUGUGUCCCACCUCUAUCUGAGAGGGUAAGCUCAGGAAGAGUAUGUGCUCUCCUAGGUACUUCCUGCCAGUUUAGAGAAGUUGCCCUUCAUAAGGUGAAUUUGAUUGUCCUGUCUAAUCCAGUCUAGCAGCCGGCUUCAGCCUCAGAUGUAGAGAGCUUGCAGGCAGGCCUUGGGCCCUCCAGCCCUGCAGAGUGGAAAGUGGGUCUAAAGAGCAAGAUUCUUCUCCAGGGUUAAAACUGGCCCUUGGGCAGGGAUCAGCACCUAAAGCCAGAGGGCUGGGUUUGGCCACACCUACUAUAUACAAACCACCUUUCCUGCUCUCAAUUAUAAAGUUGAGUAGAUGUGCCAGACUGUACGGCCUGACUGGCUCUUCACAGAGAAAGUUUGUCAGCAACUUCUCUGGAACACAUUCAGUCAUUGUAGAUACAGGGACAGGACAAUCUAAUUCACCUUGUGAAAGGCAACUUCUUCCAAGCCGGCACAAAGUACCUAGAACAAAUACUCCCUGAACCUACCCUCUCAGAUAGAGGUGGGACACACUCCUUCAGGUCACCCAGCUGUUUUGCCACUUAAAAUUCUAACCAACAGUCUUAGAUCUUAUCACCCCAGACUAAGCAGAAACCCAGGCUAUUGGUUCUUUCCUGGAGGCUAUGGGUUUAGAUUCUCAUAAAACUGAAUUCUAGGCAACUACGCAUUUGGAAAAAGUUCUGGACAAUCUGUUCUGGGUUUUGGCCCCCAAAUUUCUUCAGCUACAAAAAAAAAAAUUAUUUCGGAAGAGAGGGUCUGCCAAGGAGAGCUCAUUCUGAAGAGAAAUGAUAUGCAAAGACUGACUCCAUCCAUGGCCUCUAGUGAAGCAGGCCUAAAAAUGAUGCCCAUUGGGAACAGCAAAAAGGAGAGGAGAUCCUAGGAGGAAUGGUCAUGGGGGGGCUAUUAAGCUAUUUCUUCACUUCAGAAUUCAGAAGGGGCAAUGACUGCAGCUUGGGCCUUAAAACUUCUAUUACAACAGAGACAGUUCAACCAGCAUGACUGUAUUUACUAUAAACUCACAGAGUUGUGGACCUUUAAGCCAGGGGUUUUGUGGAGUACUUGGUAAAUGCCAUCUACUACCACCCCCACCUGUACGGUGAGCCUGAAUACACCCCUCCUCCCGGGGCACUGUCACCUACAGCACAUGAGGCACUCUCAAUGAAGGUAGUUUGGCUCUGGGUACCUUGGUGCCUUUUGGUGAGAAUUUAGCCUGUGGCCCCAAACUGACCAUUUUUAUCCUGCCUCACUGCACGCUGUCCCCCACUUCAGGUUCCUAUAACCUCCCACAAAGGUAAUGCCUCCCACUCAGGGUCAACCGACUCUGAAACACCCUCUCAGAGACACAGUCAAAUACCCUAGUGUUGACUAACUGCACCAAUCACCCAGGGAGACCUUGGUCUUGUGAUCCUAUUGCUCCCCUUACCCCCAGCAGCUGCCAAAUGCUUAGGCUACUCUGUCCACUGUCCUAACCAAAUGCCCCACACUGAGCUGUCACAGCACUUUCUGGUCCCCACUGGGUUUCCCAUUAGCCAGUUUUCCUUUACAAGAUCCUACCUACAUCUGAGUCUUUUGUACAUAUUUCUCUACUGCAGAAACCAGAAAGACCUGGAUAUAGCCUCCAUGGAUGGGCAAGGGGUUCAGAAUGGAGAUGUCUUCAGUCCCUGAAAGCAUUUGCACAUACUGCUCAGAAUGUGGGGAACCUUCUGAGGUGUAGAGUUGCAGAGCCUCAUUCCAGAAUAGAAUAUAUGCUUCCCCCAUCCCAGACCCCAACAUGAGGUGCCUCUGGUCCCUGUCCCAUCUCCCUCCUGCCAUGACACUGCUAACUGGAGAAGAAAAGUUAGCUAUAGCCCCCUGGACACUAUUCUCACCUUUCUAAAAUUUGAGAAAAGCACCAAGAUAGAUGCUAAUCAAGCACUACUAGGAUUACCCUCACAAGGGUAAUCAUAUCUGACAUACAUGGCCUUUUUAUCUGACAUUCUCUUAAUCAGCUUGUAGCAGUAGAGCAGGAAAGGCCAUGCCAUCCCUCAUUUACCCCUAGUGGUCACAGGACAUCAAACGUGUCAACAGACCAGGCACUUUCCCAUAUGGGGCCCACAAUCCAAUCCUGACUACCAUGUCCCUUGGGCUGGGAACCCUACCUUACCACAGUUCUAGGUAAGGCAAAACAGAAACAUUGUAAAACUAAAUUCUAGGGAGAGGUGUGGCCUAGCAAGAGUAGGGGUCAAGGGGGAGUGGGAUCCACCUUUGCUGUGUUCACAAAGAGUUGAGAGAGGCUAUGUUGUACCCAAAGGUUUACUGUAAAUGUCCGAUCCCAAGUAUCCACUGUGGCACAUGCUGUGAUCAGAGGAUUGGGAGAGCUGGACCCAAUACACAGUUUGUAACAGGGUGAAGGGAGGCCCUCUGCAAUGGCAAAUUAUCUCCAUUACCUUGGGACCUGACACAGGUGUCUACUCCCCAUCCUGUGAGUCUCCAUCUAGUCAGAGCCCAGGGCCAGUACACUUCUCACCCUUUGCUACUUCUCCAGUUUAAAAGGUUAAUUGGAAGGCACCUGAAGGCUCCCUGCAGCUACCUCUGCUGGUAACCAAAAUCUGCAAACAGGCUUCUGGGACCAACAUUUAACUCAAAGACUGGAUGGAGAAA
Messenger RNA from Phyllostomus discolor (pale spear-nosed bat), 5062 nucleotides. It is a transcript of the gene MPI, whose product is annotated as mannose phosphate isomerase. The coding region runs from base 364 to 1635 and encodes 423 amino acids. Gene Ontology annotation, biological process: carbohydrate metabolic process; GDP-mannose biosynthetic process. The transcript has 8 exons. The record is from RefSeq and is a predicted model, not a curated record. Gene Ontology annotation, cellular component: cytosol. Gene Ontology annotation, molecular function: mannose-6-phosphate isomerase activity; zinc ion binding. NCBI's taxonomy places the organism in Eukaryota, Metazoa, Chordata, Mammalia, Chiroptera, Phyllostomidae.